Messenger RNA from Lodderomyces theae, 1401 nucleotides. RefSeq names its product ornithine decarboxylase (gene SPE1). NCBI's taxonomy places the organism in Eukaryota, Fungi, Ascomycota, Pichiomycetes, Serinales, Debaryomycetaceae. Gene Ontology annotation, molecular function: ornithine decarboxylase activity. Gene Ontology annotation, cellular component: cytoplasm. Bases 1 to 1401 code for a protein of 466 amino acids. The transcript has a single exon. The record is from RefSeq and is a predicted model, not a curated record.
AUGGCAUUGAGAGUUGCUGAAACUGUUCCAUUAAGAUGUACUGAAGAAUUUAAUUCUAAUUUACACGAAGUUGAUAAUGAUUGGAAGAAGGUGACCGAAACGGCACCAGUUUUGCAAGACACACAUGUUGGAAGUGAUGUUGAUGGACAUGUUCCAGAAAGAGGUAAUUCUGCUGCUGUUGGUAAAGCGUUAGUUGAACACGUUAAACAAAUCGAUCAUGAGGAAUGUGAUGCGGGUGAUGAAGAUUCCUUCUUUGUGUGUGAUUUGAACGAAGUGGUUAAAUCGGUUGAAACGUGGCACAAACACUUGCCGAGGAUUCAACCUCAUUAUGCAAUCAAAUGCAACACCAAUUUGGAAGUGAUCAAGUUGUUGCACCAAUUGGGUGUCAAUUACGAUUGUGCAUCCAAGAAUGAAAUUGAUACAGUUUUGAAAUUGGGUAUCAGUGCUGAUAAAAUCAUUUAUGCCAACCCAUGCAAAACCAAUUCUUUUAUUAGACAUGCCAAGAUGAGCAAUGUCAACUUGACCACCGUUGACAAUGCACAUGAAUUGGAAAAGUUGGCUAAAUUCCACCCAGAGUGCAAAAUCUUGGUUAGGAUCAUGACUGAUGACGAAGGUGCUCAGUGUAGAUUGAGCACUAAAUUUGGAUGCAGCUUGACCACGGCUAUUGAGUCGAUUUUACCCACGGCGCAAAGGUUGGGGUUGUCGGUCGUUGGUGUUGCUUUCCACGUUGGGUCUGGGGCCAAAGACUUUGACUCGAUUUACAAAGCUAUUCGUGACUCAAGGGAAGUAUUCAACAGUGGUCUUGAGAUGGGAUUCGCCAUGAAUUUAUUGGAUAUUGGUGGCGGAUUUGAGACGGAGACUUUUGUCGAGUCUUCCAAGAUUGUCAAUGUCUCCAUUGAUGAGUUUUUCCCUCAAGAGUUUGUCAAUGAGCACAAGAUUAAGUUUAUUGCCGAGCCGGGCAGGUUCAUGGUUGCCAAUGCAUUUACAUUGGCCACGCACGUGAUUGCUAAGCGUGAGUUACAACACCAAGAAGGUGGCGAUGAGCAAGACCGUAUAAGGGCAAUGUUGUACAUCAACGAUGGUGUUUAUGGAAACAUGAACUGUAUAUUGUUUGACCAUCAACAUCCAACUGCUCGUGUUUUGAAAAGUGGAUCACACUUCCAUUACGAUUAUACGGGGAAAAAGUUGAACAUUGGUGGCUACAACAGUUUCAAUUACUCAAUUUGGGGACCGACUUGUGAUGGGUUGGAUUGUGUCUCCACAAAGAGUGCAUUACAUUGUGAGGUAGAGGUUGGUGAUUGGAUCUACUUCCCCAACUUGGGGGCUUACACCAGUGCUGCAGCUACACAAUUCAAUGGAUUUGAAAACGACACCAAGAUCAUAUACAUUCCUGUUGAGUAA